This is a messenger RNA of Pleurotus ostreatus (oyster mushroom), 783 nucleotides long. RefSeq lists its product as uncharacterized. Lineage: Eukaryota; Fungi; Basidiomycota; Agaricomycetes; Agaricales; Pleurotaceae. The coding region runs from base 1 to 783 and encodes 260 amino acids. Gene Ontology annotation, cellular component: cell cortex of cell tip; plasma membrane. The transcript is spliced from 7 exons. The record is from RefSeq and is a predicted model, not a curated record. Gene Ontology annotation, biological process: fungal-type cell wall organization.
AUGCGAGGGGAAGUAUGCAUCGGCUCAGCUUCGUUUCUCUCACUGGCCUCACUUAUUCUGCUGAUCUUCGUACAUAUCGGUCAAAUUAAUACUUCGUCCGUAGGGAAGGGAGUUUCCAUGGUAAAAGUGAAUACUUCGGGCUACGAUGAUGCUUUAACAAUCAUCACCCUGGACCCCAUCGUUGGUGUCCAUGCUACCAACGCAUCUGCCCCCCUCCAAGCCCGAACCGGCCUACGAGAAUUAUAUCUGUUCGGACUCUACUCUUUCUGCGGUUAUACAAACGAGACCGCCGGAGCCUGCUCGAAUAGGACUGUGGGCAUGCAGUUCAGACCGUAUCCCAUCCUUACAUCCGACAUGGCCGUUAAUUAUUCUGUUCUCACCGACGGCCUGUUCGACACGGCCUUCCAAUCUCAGCAACCCACCUUCCGCGACUCUUCGUACCUCGGCGGUUCGACGAGGGCUGCGUACUACAUGAUCCUCUUGGGCACAAUAUGCACUGGCCUCGCCUUCCUUACAGGCCUCAUACGGCAUGGCAUGACUUUCUUCAUUUCCACAGCGUUCGCAUUAAUAGGUAGCUUGUUGCUGUUGAUCGGUGCAGCUAUCUGGACCGUUGUAAUCAACAAAUCGGACGCUAUAAACGAUGUCAUGGUUGGCAGUACACCGGCACCGUUGGGUAUUAUCGUUUCCAUUGGUCCUGCACUUUACAUGCUCUGGGCAGCCUUUGCUGUCUUGCUAGUCUCAGUCGUGCCAUACAUGCUUGUAUGCUGCACAUACCGAGGAUAG